CUGCUCAGACCAGGAUUACCUUUAUGGAUGGCACUGCUACUUUGGAAAUCUCCUCUGCUUCUAAAACAGAUGCUGGUGACUAUCUUUGCAAAGCUACCAAUGACACUGGAAGUGAAUUCUGCAAAUCCAGAGUGACCAUCAAAGAAAAAGGGAGAGGGGCACCAGCAGCCACUGAAGCAGCCCCAGCAGCUGCCAAACCUGCCAAGAAAUUGGACAACCUGUUCUUUAUUGAAGAGCCCAAGAGUGUCCAGGUUUCAGAGAAGAGCACUGCAACUUUCAUUGCCAAAGUUGGGGGCGAUCCCAUUCCCAAUGUGAAAUGGAUGAAGGGCAAGUGGAGGCAGAUGACUCAUGGUGGCCGAAUCUCAAUUGAGCAGAAGGGACAGGAUGCUAAACUGGAGAUCAGAGACGUGACCAAAACUGACUCAGGGCAAUAUAGAUGUAUUGCAUCAAAUAAGCAUGGGGAAAUUGAAUGUAGCACUGACUUGAAUGUAAGUGAAAAGAAAGAAGUUGCAGCGCUUGAGGGAGACCUCAGAGCUAAACUAAAAAAGACUCCAUCCAAACAGAAGAGCCCAGAACAAGAACAAGAAAUUAACAUUGUGGAGUUACUGAGGAAUGUGGAUCCUAAAGAGUAUGAGAAAUAUGCACGCAUGUAUGGAAUCACAGACUUCCGUGGACUUCUUCAGGCUAUUGAGUUCCUGAAGAAGGAGAAAGCAGAUGAAACUGGAAGACCGGAACUGGGAGAACAUGGGAGAAGAGAAUCUGAUGAGGAUUUAGACAAACUUGUGUCAGACUUGCAAAAGAGGAUGGAACAAACUGAGCCAAUAACUCUGGUUAAAGACAUCAGAGAUCAAACUACUGUCAGAAACGAGGAGGCAGUAUUUGAGUGCGAGAUCAAGAUCAACUACCCUGAAAUCAGUUUGUCCUGGUACAAGGGAACACAGAAGCUUGAUGACAAUGACAAGUAUGAAAUCAGAAUUGUUGGUGAUCGUCACCUGCUGAAGAUUAAGCGCUGUCAGCCCGGAGACCAAGGAAAUUACCGUGUCGUCUGUGGCCCGCACAUUUCCAGUGCCAAACUGGCAGUUGUUGAAAGAGAAGUGGAAGAGUCUCUGAAGCCUGCUGCUCCGAGGAUGCCUGUUGAUGAAACUGUCUCCAGAACUACUACAGGAAUGAGAGAGGAAGUGCCAACUGAAGUUCCUGAUGCUUACAAGAAGCCUGAACGAGAGCCGAUUCCCUCAGCUGAGGUGCCUGAUUCAACCAAAGUACCUGGAGCGAGGAAACCUGUGGAAGAAAUGAUCACCCCAGCAAGUGUGCCUGAAGGCAAAGAUCGUCUUUUUCCAAAAGAAUAUGAAGAGGCUAAGAAGCUUGUUCCUCAACCAGCUCCUCCUCCUGCUGCUCCUACCAAAGAUCAGGUUACUCCUAAAAAAGACAUACCUGAACACAUAGUAGAAGUGGCUCCUCCUAAGCCGCACAUAACACCUGGACUUAAAGAGGUACCUGCCAAGGUUGAACCUGAACCAGAGCCUGCAACAAGAAAGAAAGCCGGAGCACUCCCACCCAAAGUUCCCGAAGAGCCAAAGAAACCAGUGCCACCAAAAGCAGAACUACCUAAAAAAGUAGAGCCAAUUCCAGCUGCUCCGAAGGAGGCUGUUCCAGAGAAAGUUCCCGAAGAGCCAAAGAAACCAGUGCCACCAAAAGCAGAACUACCUAAAAAAGUAGAGCCAAUUCCAGCUGCUCCAAAGGAGGCUGUUCCAGAGAAAGUUCCCGAAGAGCCAAAGAAACCAGUGCCACCAAAAGCAGAACUACCUAAAAAAGUAGAGCAAAUUCCAGCUGCUCCAAAGGAGGCUGUUCCAGAGAAAGUUCCUGAUGAGACAAAGAAACCAGUGCCACCAAAAGCAGAGCUACCUAAAAAAGUUGCUCCAAAGGAGGAUGUUCAAGAGAAAGUUCCCGAAGAGCGAAAGAAACCAGUGCCACCAAAAGCAGAGCUACCUAAAAAAGUAGAGCCAAUUCCAGCUGCUCCAAAGGAGGUUGUUCAAGAGAAAGGUAGAGAAUUAAAUUUCUCUCUGGAGGCUUUACUACCCAGCUUAAUGGCAAAUUAUCAUACUUGUGGCCACUGACUUUUCUGUUACUAACCAGUGUGGCAUGUAAAGGAAAUGCAUUUUUCUUUUGUUGUUCAUUACUGUAAGUGAAUCAUGUUAUUUUCUUUUUGUCUGAAUGUUUUCGGCACUGUCAAAAUGUUUUUAAAUGCAUGCACCGCUCCAUUGAGUUCUUCAAGGUUCUAGGUAUUUGUAAGUCAUGCUAUACAGUUAUAUAAUGUAUACGAUAUAGCCUUUCACUGAUGCUGCAGUUAUUGUAAAUAAUAUCUACUUAUCUACUAAAUUAAUAUGAUCAUAAUUGGAUAUAUUUACAAAUAUUCUAUCCAAGCGAGAGUGCAAUUUUACUUAAAAUGCUUAAGAGUGAUUGGUUUUGUCAGUGAUCAGUCCUGUCCUGUCCCUGCAAAUGUUAGCUGAAGCAGUUUCUGAAGUGGCUUCUGCCUUUGUUUAUAAAAAGGAGAUUCUUGUAUUUUGUGUUGUAAUAUACCUAUUGUAUUGAGCUUCAGCUUUGUCUUGUUUGCCUCUGUUGUCUUUCAGUACUUGAAUCUUUUUCCAGAUGUGUCAGAUUUGCGUUCUGAAUUCAUUUAAUAUUUUAUGUGUCUCUUCAUGUAUCCAUAUGAUGUCUUUCUGUGUGUCUACAAUAAACCACAUCAAAUG
Molecule: messenger RNA, 2747 nt
Organism: Anguilla rostrata (American eel)
Lineage: Eukaryota; Metazoa; Chordata; Actinopteri; Anguilliformes; Anguillidae
Product: titin-like
Exons: 17
Coding region: 24-2114 (696 amino acids)
Source: RefSeq, a predicted model, not a curated record